CCCAGAACACGCCCCCCUGGCGGGGGCGGAGCCCGGCCUGGAAGACAGUGGCUGGGGGGCGCGCCGGGUGGGGCUAAGGCCAGGAAACCCGCUUAUCACACCAGGACCCGCCCACGAGGCGUGAGCGAGACGAAUCUCACACCAGACUGAGGAGGGUGACCGGGUCGGGGACGAGGAUGGGUGCUGAGGCUGGAAAAUAUACUUUGGGGCAGUGGGCUCACGGGCGGGGCACACCCUCUGAGACAGAGGGGGCAGUUUACCUUAGUCAACGACAGAGUUAAAAUAGCCUUAACCAUGCUCAAUGCUCGGUUCAGCUCUGGGGGUCCGAGAGUGUGGGAGAUGGGGCUCCCACUGAAUCCCUUGUGGAGGGAUGGCAAGUCUGCCUACAGGUGGGACACCGCCUCUGGGCACAGAAUCCAGCAUUGAAGCCACGCCCCCUCUGUGGCACAGGGAUGGGUUUAGGUCUGUGGCAGAUUUAGUGGGGUUGAGGUCUGAGCCCAUCACCAUUGGAGGGAUGAGCUCCAGCCUUCCGCUGUCUCCCACCAUGAUGGGUGGAGGCGGGGCUAUACCAUCAGGGUCAAGGCCAGGGGCCCCCCACAACCAACUUCCUAUGUAUGACCCAAUAGGACUUCGCUGGCACCUGAUAGCACCUGAGGAUUGAGUCAGUGGAGUCAGCUUCACCUUGGGCACACCAAGAAGUGGGAGCCACUCAGGGAGUGGGGGUAGGGGCCACUCCCGCACACUUCCCUGACCUUUUCCACUUCUCGCCCCCGGAAGGAUUAGUGUCCAGGUUACCCCAUCAGGCCGCCACCCCCAGUGGCCUUGCCGCCCCCACAGCCUGCAAGUAUAAGACCAGGAAAACAUCACAGGGGAAGCACCAAGAAUGGAGACGCUCCAGGGGUUGCUGCUGUGGCUGUUGCUGAACGUGGCUGGGGUGUGGGCAUCCAGGGGGCCGCUGCGGCCGCUGUGCCGGCCCAUCAAUGCCACCCUGGCUGCUGAGAACGAGGCGUGCCCCGUCUGCAUCACCUUCACCACCACCAUCUGUGCCGGCUACUGCCCCAGCAUGGUGCGCGUGCUGCCGGCAGCUCUGCCCCCAGUACCUCAGCCCGUGUGCACCUACCGGGAGCUGCGCUUUGCCUCCAUCCGGCUCCCCGGAUGCCCGCCAGGUGUGGACCCCAUGGUCUCCUUCCCCGUGGCCCUCAGCUGUCACUGCGGGCCCUGCCGCCUCAGCAGCUCCGACUGUGGGGGUCCCAGGGCCCAACCCUUGGCCUGUGACCGCCCCCCACUCCCGGGGCUCCUGUUCAUCUAAGGAUCCCUCACCUUGAUGCCUGGAGCCAGCAGCUGCUCUUCACCCCUCCCAAUAAAGGCUUCUCCAACUGCA
Molecule: messenger RNA, 1381 nt
Organism: Suricata suricatta (meerkat)
Lineage: Eukaryota; Metazoa; Chordata; Mammalia; Carnivora; Herpestidae
Product: lutropin subunit beta
Exons: 3
Coding region: 884-1309 (141 amino acids)
Biological process (GO): G protein-coupled receptor signaling pathway
Cellular component (GO): cytoplasm; extracellular region
Molecular function (GO): hormone activity
Source: RefSeq, a predicted model, not a curated record